Cynoglossus semilaevis (tongue sole) is the source of this 3563-nucleotide messenger RNA. RefSeq names its product proline rich 19 (gene prr19). The coding region runs from base 892 to 2667 and encodes 591 amino acids. The record is from RefSeq and is a predicted model, not a curated record. NCBI's taxonomy places the organism in Eukaryota, Metazoa, Chordata, Actinopteri, Pleuronectiformes, Cynoglossidae. The transcript has 4 exons.
GCGCCAAGAAUAAUGUGUAUGUCUACAUGCAGUAAAAUUAAUACCCAAGCUGCAUGUUUUAAAUUAGAGUUGCGCAGACUUUUUGGUUUGGUGGCUAUUUUUUAAAUAGUCUGGCUAAAAUAAAAUAAAAUAAAUGUGCGUUAUAUGUUGGGAUACAGGGGUACUGAUUCAAUCUAUGUAGCGCCAUGGCGUCUUAUGACUCAGUACAUGUAUGGCUAUUGUUCAAGUAAGGGUGAUGAGCAUCUGAAAAUUGAAUUUCAUCUACAUUUAAUCGCCUACUUAUUGGGCACCUAUGUUUUAAAAUUUAAAUUAAACCAGAGUCAUUUCAGAGUAAUUUCAGCAAUUUCUUGCUGACAAGGGAGGUGAUAUAACCAUGCCAAAGUUGUCCAAAAAUGCAAGUUAAAUGAGAAAUUCCAUGAUUAAUAAAUUAAAGCCCUAACACACUCUCUAUAUUUUAAACGACAUGUGUUAAAAAACAAAGUAAAACUUGUGAGUCCGUAUGCUCUCCCAAUUUCCAAAUUGAAGCAAUUGUGCUGAGGGCAUGCGAAAACCACAUUUCCAUGGCACCUGAAGGCAUCACACGUUCAGGCGAUAGUUUAUUUAAGGCCACGCGCAGGCUUCAACUGUUGCAUAUUUUUUCAGUUUCCACAGAAUACUUUUUUUUUUUUUACAAGUAAAAAAUAUCUCUCGUACGAUGUUUUGAAAGGAAUGUACGGAGCCGUCAAACUGUUAUUACGUUAACACUUAUACAAAGACGUCGAAGUGUGUUUUUGCUGCUGUAAUUUACGCGUAAAACAACACCUGUUUCCGGACGUUAUUACCGCAGCUGGUCGGCUACAAGCUACAAGCUAAUUUCUACAAUUCCAAUGGCUGGUAAAUAUUCAGGUGAAAAUGAGCUCCAAGCGUAACAAGGAGAGGAGUUCGAGAACAUGUUCCUGUGUCAACCGGAGCAGGGCCACUACGCAGCAACAAGUUAAACAGCUAAAGAAUCACAGGAAAAGGAUGCAGAGGAGAGGUGAAGGGAGAAGGAAUAGACAAACUGCACACGGUUACUGCCACUGCCGCCACGGAAUCAGUAAAGACUCAAGAAGGUGCUGCCCAAGUGGCGGUAAUUCUAAAAGGGAUCAAAAGUUUGUCCCUUUUACACAAGAGCACAGUAUCAUCACCGACAGCCGCCUGAUAGGACACCACGGUCUAUUUAACCAUGAGAUCAAGUCAUUUAACAUUGAACGCUUGCUAAGUGAGCGAGUAAAGCUCGAAAAAUCCGUAAAGAAACGACAAGAGAUGAGCCACGCGCUUUUGAACCGAUCCUCCGCGUUGCGCAUUUCCUCUCCCUUUGGCAGUGACGAUUUGUUUGUACACAAUGCCGUUUUGUCACCAGAGCGAAAAGCGGCUUCUUCGCUGUAUUGCAUCGCCGACGGCCAAGACAAAAAGAGCGAAGCCAGUCACAAGUCAGAUCUCAUGACUUCACCACAACCGUAUCCUUCCACUGAAAGCUUCAAAAGCUGCUUCUCAUCCAAGCGUAGCUUUAACAAUGAAGCAGUAACUACGGAUAAGGGAAACUCAGUCACACAUAAAAAGGAAAAAUGGCCUCUGCCAUGUGGAGUGAACCAUAGCUCUCCUAAGAGCAGGGAACGUCCUGCUCGGCAAACUCGCAGCAGUGGCCUCAGCCUACACAGACCCUCCUUGGACCCUGGGCUCAGAGGAGAAUGUCUUGCCUCUGUGUCAACUAUGGCGGCGCAGUUGUGUGACUCUGUGCAUUUUGCUAACCUGAACAGAACCGACCUGCUGGAAGAAAGCCGGUCAGCGCUGCGGAGAGUUCUUAAGGCAAAGCAUGGAACCCAGCUUCACGAGAACCUUCUAAGAAACCAGCAGUGCUCGAGCUUCGGUGCUGACGGUACAGAGAUGGAACAGGACGACAGCCUGAAGUCGGCCAUUAAAGAUGACAAUGUCUUGUCAGCAGAGGCCUCCACUUGCCUUUUUGACGAAGUGGUGGGAUACGUCGGCCAGGAAAAUGAAGAAAUGACCAACAAGAGUUUUGGUCCUUGGACUUUCCAGGCACUUCCCCAAGAAAUGGCUCCUGAGUGGCCAACAAACCCUGUGGAUACCUCUCCCAUCCUUUUACAUGACAUUCUGAGACCUACGUGCUGCACUCCAUUAUUUGCUUUCCCUGGACCUGGUGGUAAAUCACCAAGAGAUCACUUAUUCGCACCUUUACCUGCUUCGAGUUGGCCAGAGAAAGCCUCACAAUCUCAGCGCUCGGAAAGAAGUUUCAACCGGCCAGAAACCAAAGUGUCAUCUCUCUGUGCUUCUUUUGAAAAGCGCUCAAUGAAUCCCAGCACAGAAGCUGGACACGGACGCCGUUUGCUCAGAGACACGAGCAGUCAGCAGUUUUUUCUUUCUUCUUCACCACCACCACCACCGACAGAGAGGCAAUUUACCAAGGAGCCGUUCAAAAGUGACAAAUAUGCUUUUGCUUCUCCUUUUUGCGACCAAGUUCACAGUCCUUACACGAGCAGUCAUUUUCACACCGGCCCUCUCCUGAGCUCCUUCCCCUCAGACACGGUCCACUACCCUUCUUCCUACAUGUUGCAAAGCAAAAGCCCUCCCCUUUCGCCUUUACACGGCUCUGACCACUGGUCAUUUCCUCCAAUGAGGUUGUACUGACGUGUACUGGCGUGUGAUCCAGCGUUUUUGUCUUGCGAAAUUCCAACAGCGGUGUGUGUUUACGGCCUCGCUGUGUCAAACAGUGUGUUUAAAUGCACGUAAUUUUCAUAUGUCACGUGUUUUUCUUUCUUUUAGUCAGUUAGACAAGAAACAAUUACACAAUUAUGUGUUGUCUAAGCAUUUCAUUUGGCCAAGUUAAUAUUAGCAGGUUAAAUAGCUGUGAAUGUUUACUGUCGUUGUACAAACAAAACAAAACAUGUCACUCUAAGUGCACCGCUAAUAAACUGAUUUGAUCACGAUAACUGAUACCACUGAUUCAUUUACACGUUUUUAUGAAUUCAACUUGGAGUCCAUUUGUGGGUGAUUACUCAGUUAAAUCAAUAUCGUUUUCAAAGUGUGUGUGUUUAGCGUCUUUACCGGCGAUGUUUUUGGUAAAACGUAUGCUGGUGCUGUACGGCUACUGGAGCCUAAUUUCCCAAAGGGACCUUUCGAGAGAUUAAUUAAGUUCUAGCUAUCAUGUUGUUAUCAGAGCAGCAUGUUAUAAAUCGGGAUUAUGUCAACAUAAUCUGAGUUUAGCGAGAGGAGAAAAACUAUACUCAUAUAUUCAUACAAGCCUCUACAGUGGAUUCUCAGGCGUCCGCUGUAGAGGCUUAUAUGCAACACUGCCUUCAAAACUUAUUCUUAUCAUAGAAAAUGACAUUUUAAUAGCUGUCCACUGUAGUGACCGUCAUGCAUGAAAGGGUUAAGUACCCUAGGAGAGAGCUGCAAAACAGUCUUUGUUGUCAGUCUUUAGUAGUAAAGACCGGGUCCCCUGCGUCCAGACAACUGGAGACCCGCAGGCCACACCCAGUCCGCCGAACCUAAUCCAGAAUCUAAUCCAGCUCGUGAUUAGAUUG